CCUUGAUAAUUUAUAAUAUUCUAUGGACGAUAUUCUGCCAUAUGAAAUAAUUAUGAAUUGAAUAAAAGGGAAAUUAUUCAAUUGAAAUUCAAAAAUUACAUGAGCAAUGCAUUGACUAUAAGUUAUAGGCAUGUGACUGAGGAAUCGAGAGUUUUGUGUCCGAUUCAACAUUUAAUUCCAUUUUUAAAUAUUGUUUUAGUUUCAUUUCAUUAUGAGGCCUAUCGUCGAUAUCAAAUCAAGAUGUUUUGAUAUCUCUACAGAAACUAUAGGAGCUGGAGGAUUUUCCCUGGUUAAAAUUGCUUAUAACAGAGGACAUAAAACUCCAAUUGCUUUGAAAAUCUGUCAUUGUAAUUCUGAAACUGAAUGGUUGCAAAGUCUCAAUGAAAUAUGUUUAUUGAAAAAGUUAGUACAUACAAACAUUGCAAGAAUUAAUAAUUAUGAGAUAACGAGAUUUCAUGUGCUAAUUGGUAUUGAUAAAGGAGAGUCCACAUUGAGACAAUUUAUAUCAAAUGAAGAUGUUCAUAGACUAAGAUCCUAUGCUAUCUCUAUCACGAGUCAAAUUGUCAAUGCUUUAAAUUUUAUUCAUUGUCACAAAAUUAUUCAUGGGGAUAUCAAACCAAAUAAUAUUAUUUACACUGCUUCUUCUGACAACAUAAGAAUUCAAUUGAUAGACUUUGGGUUGUCUCAUGUUGUUGGUAGAUUAGAUUCCUCCACACCGGUAAAUGCAGGAGGAACCAAAGUAUAUCUAGCACCCGAACGAUUAUCUCAUUCCAUUUACAAUGAACAAUCAGAUAUUUUCUCUGCUGGUAUUGUAUUUUUUGAAUUAUUAUUCAAGCUACAUCCUUUUUAUAUUGAGGGUGAAAAUUAUGUGGAGUUUAUGAAAAACAAACCAGAUCCUAAGUUUCCUCAAGGAUAUCAAUCUCAGGUGUCUAAAGAAUGGUUGGAAAUACUUUGUAGUAUGCUUUCCUAUAAUCCCAAAAAUCGAGAAGAAGUGAGAAAUAACAAAUUGUUGAAAACGAAAUAUGAGGGGAUAUCAGUUGAUCAUCAGCUAGAAGCCCUUAACAACAUAGGAAAGGGAGAAGAAGCUGAGAAAACUGAAAAAUACACAGAUGCUGCUAUUCAUUUUAUGGAUGCUAGUAUAAAUUUAGCAAUAUCUAAGCAUGAGGCAGAUAUUCAAACUAAAGAUUUUAUUGCCUCUUUGGAUACUCAAAUAAUAUCAUAUAGAAAAAAGGCUUUUCAAUCAAUACAUCUUUUUAAGCACUCCUUUUCUCAGUAUAAAUCUACUGGUGGCAAAAGUGUAUAUGAUGAAUAUUAUGAGUACUUAAUGGAAGUAACUGCCUCUACUCCUAGCUUAAAACAUUAUCUAGAAAUUGGAUACAAUGCAGAGCUGUACCUUUGUGAGAACAAAUGUGAAUGUGCUUUUCAAAAUUUUAUGCAUGCCUUGAAAUAUCUGAACCAAGUGAUGCCUUCAGAACCAACUGGUGACCGUAAAACUAUUAUAGGAAAAAAAAUGUUGCAGUGGACUAACAUGGCUGAAACAUUGAGAUCUAGCUAAUGAAUUAUAAUUUUAAAUGAAUACUCCAUUAAUUGAGAUUGGUUGUGAUAGUUAUACAUUCUCUGGAAAAAUUCUAGUCCAUUAAUUUCCAUUUUAUAAUGGAUUUAUCAUUAUAAAUUAAAUCGAAGAAAUUAUUCACCUAUUUUUGACAUAUAAUAUAACAGUUAUCAUAAAAUUGUUAAAACACGAUAAAAACAACUUGUUUCACUAUU
Messenger RNA from Harmonia axyridis, 1767 nucleotides. RefSeq names its product myosin light chain kinase A-like. Gene Ontology annotation, biological process: mitotic DNA damage checkpoint signaling; protein phosphorylation. NCBI's taxonomy places the organism in Eukaryota, Metazoa, Arthropoda, Insecta, Coleoptera, Coccinellidae. The coding region runs from base 212 to 1555 and encodes 447 amino acids. The record is from RefSeq and is a predicted model, not a curated record. Gene Ontology annotation, cellular component: nucleus. The transcript has 5 exons. Gene Ontology annotation, molecular function: protein serine/threonine kinase activity; ATP binding.